Hirsutella rhossiliensis is the source of this 504-nucleotide messenger RNA. Its product is annotated as RNase H domain-containing protein. The record is from RefSeq and is a predicted model, not a curated record. The transcript has 3 exons. Bases 1 to 504 code for a protein of 167 amino acids. Gene Ontology annotation, molecular function: RNA-DNA hybrid ribonuclease activity; nucleic acid binding. Lineage: Eukaryota; Fungi; Ascomycota; Sordariomycetes; Hypocreales; Ophiocordycipitaceae.
AUGAGCAUCCUCCCAACGCCUGGCCGGGAGCUAAUGAAGAGGCACGCACCCCCUCAGCCCGACCCGACAGGGGGCGUAGACAAAACGCAGGCGGCUCGAGACUUCCACUCGUGGCUCCGGGUAUGCCCUGAAGAUACCCUCAUCGUCUACACUGACGGCUCGCAGAGCGAAGACGGCGCCUGCGGAACCCCGGACCAGCAGUGGCCGAUAGUCGUCUGCCUUGAUAACACUGCGGCUAUAAGAGCCAUACGAGGCAGCCCAUCGAUCUCGUCGCAAGCGGCUGCGGAGAAGUUCGCUGAGGCCGCGGCUCGACACGGAGAUGUCAGCACGCGUUGGUGCCCCGGCCAUACGGGGAUCGCCGGCAACGAGCGGGCCGACCAGCUAGCAAAGGAGGGCUGCCGGGCCGAGGGUCCGGACAGAUCGCCGACCUACGCGAACAUCAAGAGACAGGCCAAGGCUGCGGCCAGGCGCGACUUCCAGGACUGGUGGGCCGCGGGGCCCUGA